Molecule: messenger RNA, 2874 nt
Organism: Pecten maximus
Lineage: Eukaryota; Metazoa; Mollusca; Bivalvia; Pectinida; Pectinidae
Product: innexin unc-7-like
Exons: 2
Coding region: 193-1395 (400 amino acids)
Source: RefSeq, a predicted model, not a curated record
GUCUGAAUCUGCGUCGUCGCUGACCUGUCAAGCGACACACAUACCUACACUAUAUAUCUACAUCGUGUUUACUCUACCUGCAUUGGCGUCAAGGUACAGUCGUGCGUGGGUCUCAAAAACCAAUAUGGCUGACCAAGUUUGACAAGGAUGUAGAUUUCGAGAAAUUCAAAUCAGUCGUUUUCAACACUCAAAAUGGGAUUUUUGGAGGACGUCACCAAGCAGGGUUCUUCCGUCAUCAGGACCACACUUAGUGAUGACACAUCGAUACAUGUCCUCAACCGGAAGUUCUGUGUCGUUUCUCUUAUCAUACUUGCAUUGUUGGUGUGCGCAAAGCAGUACGUUGGAGAACCUAUACAAUGUUGGUGCCCUGCCGAGUUUGCAAAAUUCCACGUGUCGUAUGCGAACAGCUAUUGCUGGAUCAAAAACACGUAUGGUGUCCCUUUCGAUGAGAUACUUCCAGUUGAGGAUGACGAACGGGAGGAAACUGAAAUUAUGUAUUACCAAUGGGUGCCUCUAAUCUUCGUUCUCAUGGCUUUCCUCUUCUACUGUCCAAAAAUCUUCUGGAAGGGAUUCUACCCAAAAUCUGGCAUUAACAUCAAGAAGACAUUGAAUCUAGCCAGCGACGCAACGUAUCUGGGUCCAAAGAAACGUGCCGAAAGGAUGAUCGAUAUCGCGUCCUACAUCGAUAAGUGGAUUGAGAUCAGAGACGGUAGAGGUUCUGCCUACCAGCGUGUACAAGCUCUGAAAGAGAAAAUGGGACACCACGGAGUACACUUCGGUAACUAUCUUACGGUGAUAUACAUGAUAACAUGCGGACUAUAUACAGCGAAUACCAUUGGGCAGCUAUUUCUUGUGGAUGCUCUGUUGGGUAACGAUUUUAUGAAUCUGGGUCCAGACUUCGUGGCAGGAGUGACAGCCAAUCAAAAGUGGGAAGAUUUGAAGCGCUUUCCUCGUGUCACGUUUUGCGAUUUUAACAUCCGACAACUUCAAAAUCUCCAACGAUGGACAGUUCAGUGUUCUUUACCUAUAAAUCUCUUUAAUGAGAAGAUGUUCAUCAUCCUCUGGUUCCUAUUGGUCAUCAUGUCUAUCGUAAAUGCCAUCAAUUUUAUCUACAACUUCGCUAUGCUUUUCUUCCCACGACGGAAGAACGAAUACAUCCGGAAGUACAUUGACGAUGACCAGAUACCACCGGAGCUGCGUAGCAGCAGUAGACUUGCUGAUGUUCAGGUGAAGUUUGUUGACAAGUAUCUGAGGCAAGAUGGCGUCUUUCUCAUUUGGUUGAUCAGCCACAAUACAAGUCCAGUUGUGGCAUCAGAAAUCGUAGCCAAACUGUGGAAGGAUUACUGUGAUAAACCACACGUGAAAACCUACUUGUCCCUGAGUUCAGACAUAUAAUCACAAAUUAAACCUGUGGUUUAGAUAGCACAGCAAUCUAAAUGUGGACAUUGCUGUUUCAACUCUUUAUCAGUUUUAAGAUAUAUUUAAUCAUUUUACCAUUACAUUCCAUACGUCGCAGCAUGGUUACAAUUUUACUUGAAGUCGAACUGUAUAAAAAAAACACAAGAAUCUGUGUUUUUGUAUUAUGUGGUAAAACCACUCUAUCCAUCUCAUGUGUUAGAUUAAAAGAAGGUUUCUGAUGGGUUUUUUUCUCGGCCGUUUCAAAACAUGCCAUCUUAAAAUGGUUUCAGAAUAACAUGAGACACAUUCGUAUAGUGACUAUAUCAUUAUGUAUCUAUAUGUACCAAGUGAAAUAUACUGCGUUGUGUUAUAAUUAUAUGUAGCUUUCGUAUAUCCUAUGAUAGAAUCCAAAAGUCACAUUGACAUUUGCAAAGAAUAUUCAUAUCGGGUUUCCGCUUUUACCAUGUAUGUUUUCUGUAUGGAUAUUUGUUAACCAACACGACAUGCUACUGUUUGUAUAUAGCUGAGGUCUCCGAUAUUCAUAUCUUGUUACGAAAAAUUCCAAAGUGAUAAGCCUAUAAUAAUUUUGACUUUUGUUGAUGAUCAUGUGGCGGACAUUUGGUCCAAGCAAUGUGACGAAAAGUGAUUAGAGUUAAGGCUGUAUGCAACGUUAUAUAUGUGGUCAAGCCUUGUGCAUUGUUAGUUUUUCUCGAUAAAUGAAAUUCGUCUGAUUGCUUUUAACUUUUGUGUAAAUCUUUGAAAUUGAACAUCAAUCAUUAACGUAAAAUAUCCUCUCGUCAUAUAUCUUUCCAUAUAUUUUCCAUUUUCGUGGGGAAAAAAUGGUGAAAUGUUUGCUAUGAUAUGAAACAUUUGUGCAUUUUAAAGACUGAAAACUCGUUGUGCCGACACAAGGAUAUCUUUGUGCCAUGCCACUUGUACAUAAAACAAUGACAACGAAUCAAAGCGUCUUCCAGAACUCGAACAACUUUAAGUUAUAUUGAAACUAUAUACUUUACCUAAAUGCUUCAAACUUACUUACCUUGCCAUUGCUUACAAUGUGAGUUAAAAUAAUCGUUAUUAUCAUAGACAUAUUUUUUUUAUUGAUCAAUAUUGUAUUUUGUUUCAUCUUUUUAGAAUACCGCUCGCGCGAGCAUGUUAAUUACGAUGUAGAUAUAUUUUACCAAUAGGUUCGUGUAUUUUUACCAUAAUCUUUGGGAUUUCUCUGAAAUGUUUUGGCAAAAUAAAUUGAACGAAACGAACUUCAAUAGCUGAUUAUACAUCAUUAUUUUUUAAAACUGAAGUGAUAUUUCCCCCCGAGAAAUAAAAACCUUUGUUAUAAUUUUCACGUUCGUUAUGAUAAACAGGUGCUUUCAAUUAUACCGGUAUAUUAUAUGUGAUAUGUACAUUUUUAGAACAAUCGUACCUUUUUUGAUAAAUGAAAUAUUUGCUUUUAAAUAAAUCACAGCAUUCUUAUUA